GGCGGGCGCGGGGCGCGAGCAGCGCUGGGCGGCCUCUCCCCGCCCCUCAGGCCGGGCCCGGGCUCGGUCCCCGCUCCCUCCGCUCCCCACCCCGUCGAGUGCGGGGCGGCCCACGCCUCCGCCGGGUCCAGAGGGCGUCGUGGCCGCGCCGCCGCGGGCCCCGAUGGAGCCGCCGAACCUCUUCCCGGUGAAGCUCUACGUGUACGACCUGUCCAAGGGCCUGGCGCGGCGCCUCAGCCCCAUCAUGCUGGGGAAACAACUGGAAGGCAUCUGGCAUACCUCCAUAGUCGUGCACAAGGAUGAGUUCUUCUUCGGCAGUGGCGGUAUCUCUAGCUGCCCCCCGGGAGGGACAUUGCUUGGGCCCCCAGACUCUGUGGUUGAUGUGGGGAGCACAGAAGUCACAGAAGAAAUCUUUCUGGAGUACCUGUCCUCCCUGGGGGAGUCUCUGUUCCGAGGGGAGGCCUACAACCUCUUUGAACACAACUGUAACACCUUCAGCAACGAAGUGGCGCAGUUCCUGACCGGGCGCAAGAUCCCUUCUUACAUCACUGACCUUCCCUCUGAAGUUCUCUCCACGCCCUUCGGACAGGCCCUGCGGCCCCUCAUAGACAACAUCCCGAUCCAGCCCCCCGGGGGGAGCACCGUGGGCCGACCCAACGGCCAGAGCUAACAGGACUGCCUGGACCGCCCUGCCUCCCCAGGGCUUUUCCUUUUUAAACAAAACAAACCCUACCAGAUUUCUAUUUUAUAAUUUUACAUCAGAGCUAACAACCAGGGGACGGCUUUUUAAAAUUCCCAGGGAAGGAGAUCAUCAGGCUGCAUGUAGGUCAAUGCUGCUAAGAACCAGAACGGAAUGCCAUCCCCUCUAAUGGUAUUAUACUAAUUUAUUAA
Molecule: messenger RNA, 891 nt
Organism: Talpa occidentalis (Iberian mole)
Lineage: Eukaryota; Metazoa; Chordata; Mammalia; Eulipotyphla; Talpidae
Gene: DESI1
Product: desumoylating isopeptidase 1
Exons: 6
Coding region: 164-670 (168 amino acids)
Biological process (GO): protein modification by small protein removal
Molecular function (GO): peptidase activity
Source: RefSeq, a predicted model, not a curated record